This is a messenger RNA of Amoebophrya sp. A25, 12139 nucleotides long. The record is from the annotation of a GenBank genome assembly. NCBI's taxonomy places the organism in Eukaryota, Dinophyceae, Syndiniales, Amoebophryaceae.
CUCCUGCUCCCGCAGCUACUCCUGACAGCGAAGAGCAAGAUGCGAAAAAGCAAAAGAUCUUGAAAAGCCUCAAGAUGAUCCAGCAAGAAGCUCGGGAAAAGCGCAAAGCAGCUAGUGCCGGGAACCUUCCUGUUGGAGCUAAUACGACAGUACCAUCUCCAUCUUCCGGAUCAGGUGGCCAAAGUCUUCACCUCCAUCUUAUACCAGGUGGCCACACGUCCUCAAAAUCAGGUGAAGAAGAAGAAGGAGCUAAUGUAGAACCAGAACAACAACGACGAUCCGCGUUAUCCAAUGAUACUCUCAAGAAUUUACAUGCAGCGAGACAGUUGCGGCAAGGUCAACCUUCAUCUGGUUCAUCACCGGGUUUGUCUUCCAAAGCAAACGCAAAGCAAGAAGCAGAACUUGUAGGUGUGGCCGUUAAUGGUGAUGGCAAGAAAAUUUGUUCGAUGGAACCUCAGAGACUUGGAGGGUCUGUUGAAGAGCUCCUGCCCUUGCCAGAAACGGAUUACACGACAAGGACUUUGCCAGCGUCAUCUACUUGCGGAGGACGAGCCUUUUCAUUUUCAGUUUCUUCAGGCGGAGGCGAAGGUACUAGUGUUAGCGGAGCAGGAGGGGCAACUAGUCCUCGCAUUUCACCACAGCAGAAGAGGGCCAAAGAAGAAGCACAGCGAGCCCAGGAGAAGCAAAGGGAAGAAGCCCAGAAACGGCGGGAAGAAGCACCGAAGAUCAUAGAAAUUCUCAAAACUUGCAUUACCAAGACUUUCAAGGAAGAGGGGCGCGACCAUCGAGAACUCGGUGAUUUUCAGAUAAGGGAGCUUAACCAAUGCACAGCAGAACAGGAGCUGUUGCCCGAAGAUGGGCGUGAAAGUUUUUGGUCCGGCCUGAAAGCAAGCUGGACUGAACUGGUAAACAAGAACAGCAAGAUCAAGAGUUAAGGGAGGUAGCUCUGACAGGGCUACUUUACUUAGUUUCAGUAGUUACUCGCUUAUUUUCAGUAGAUGCUCGCUUAUUUCAGUUUAUCGAAUACACCUACGUACUAUCUACAGUUCGUCGAGAGAGCAAAAUAAUGCAUCUUUCUACUUCUUUGCUUCGGCUUCGUCCCCAAGUGUCGUGUGAACUCGAUGUUUUAUAGCUGUACAACAAGAACAAGACCCAUUUCUUGCUUGCAACAAGUUGUGACUCCCUAAUGCUAACCUAUCCAUAACCUAUCGUCCAAAUAUCCUAACCUGCUAACCUAGUCUGAGCUAACCUAACCUCUACUAACCUAGAUGAUCACGAUUCUCCAUUUCCUCCUUCUCCUCUUCCUCCUCGGUGAUGAAAGAAUAUUACAGGCACAACUCAAAAUUAAUAUUAAUUUCUAGAAGAAAGUAGAUACAUCAAGGACUACAUCGGAGCACUUUUUUCAACAUGAUACAGCCUAGAAGAAGAAACAUCUAAACUCUUCUGCUGUACGGUGCUGAUAGUCGAACUCUAUCGCAUCGAGCGGAGUUUUUAUCCCGAGAUGGGACCCACGUAAAGCCAGACUACGCACCUCGCAGACUAAUUCACGCAGCUCACUUCAUCGAUUGGUUAUUGUUAAGGCAAACUUGAGGAGGGAGUCGGGUUAGACCUAAAGUAUGAUCAGGCUCGUCACCAGAGUCGUGGAUCAGCAUCAUCACUCUAAUAACGUUGGAAGCAGGGAAAGAAACGCGCGCUCAGAUCGACGCGCAUGUCAUAUCACUUGCAAUCACCCGAACGAAAGAUAGGGAGUACAACUUUUGCUUGUUUUUUGUUUUGAAUUUCAACAACAACAGAAACAGAUCAAAGAGCAGGACAGAGGGAGACCAAGAGGACAUAGAGCAAACCAAUCUAGCCAUAGAAGCUAAAUAGUACCACACUUUUUGCUUGUAAGCGAAAACGAUCCUCCACAUUCUCUUCAUAGUACCACACUUUUUGCUUGUAAACGAAAACGAUCCUGCACAUUCUCUUCAGAUUAAGGGCCCAGCAAGACGAGGAAACCCGCCUGAGCGCGUUGUUCGAGAACUUGCUUACGCGCUUGUUGAAGGAUACCGCAGCUGUUGGGACUGCUCCUGUUGAAGAGAGCAAGGACAAAAAGGAAGAUGUUGGGCAAACUAUACGUGAUAAAGAAACUCCUGCUGGACAAGAACAACAUUAUAGUUGUAAUAAAAAUGUGGUCCAUGUCGAGCUUCGAGGCCCGAACGUAUGGUUGGACGACAGCCCAUCGAGCAAAGCGAAAGAAAAUCAGCGCAUCAUUUCCCUGGGUGUGGAGCAGACAUCCUCUGGUAUGGCUUGUGAAUAGGAACCGACUGAGUAGAGGACAUAAUGAGCUUCACGAUGUUGAGGCUUUUCAUAUUACCGUGUUGCAUUAGUCCUGCAGGAGGUCGUACUGAUCUUCGACAUCGUUCACCGCAAGAUAGACGACAGCCUUUAUUUUUGUUCCAGCAUUUGGACCUUGUUGUGAAAAAAUAGCUGCUGGCUUUGGCAAGAGACUCGUUGUGAUAGUUCUUCUGGUUCUAUCCAUCAAUUGCGUUCUUCUAGCUCUAUCUACGCAAGAACUACUUCUCUAAAAAUCGCAGCACCUCAGCAAGGUCUCCAGACCGAAUGGAAGCCCGCUUCUUCGACGAUUUGUUUACCUUUGCGAGUCAGGCACUGGCCAAACGGGCACGUGAAGAUAAUGCGACUGCUAGAGGGUUAUUGACCGGCGGUUUCUCACUACUUCACGUGGAUCCACAGGACCAUGAACGAUCUGGUGUUGCAUUUCAUAAGUCAGGAGAUGAAAUGGAGCUUCUUGCUGGCGCUCAAGGAGGAAGCGGUAGGAGCGAAGCGGAGAACCUUGCUUUGGUUUUGCGUUUGAGUGAAGUUACGUAUAUUUACUUAUAUUAUUUAUCUAUAUUCAUUUCUUUUUACUUUUCCUAGUUAGAUUUUUGGCUCCACCCAUAUAUAAAAUAUUAAUCGAGGAUUUGGUUGCACCAUUUGUAGUUUGUGCUGUCUCUGUCAUCAGUGGUCCAUCUAAGCUACAUCUUUGUCUCAGGUCCAGUACGAUCGCUGAUGAUGUAGUUAGUACUCACUAGAAGUAAGUACUAGAAAAAUCGCUGUAGAUGAUCCAUCUCCCUUGACAGCACCUCUGAUGUAGUUAUAUAUACGACCACUUUGAUGGUGAAUCCGGCGAAGGCUGGUGAUGCUGCCACUGCUAUGUUUGAAGAGGGUAUUAUGUUAGGGCUCAAUGAAAAAGAUAUCUAAAUGAGUGACUUCUCAUCUAACCAACCUGGCGAAAAACGUCAUGCUACUUUAGAGAGGAUGAAGAAUUUGUUGAAGAAUGCUUCGCCAUCUCCUGCUUCCACCACACCUGCUGCUCUCCAAACUGCGCCAACCCGAAGUCUCCAGCUCGUAUUCGAUGUCGUAUCUCACGAUCAUGAUACCGAAGCCACAGCUGCUGCGCCACAGUUGUCCAUGGCAGCUUCCAUUUAUGACCACUACAUGUUGUCUUUGUUACAGAAGUUCUCUAGUUCUUGUAGUAGUAAGUUCUCUAGUUCCUGUAGAAGUUCAUCAUCUUUAGCGUAUAAUAAGAUUUGUUAGACGACGUUGUCCAUGGCAGCUUCCAUUUAUGACCACAUGUUGUCUUUGUUACAGAAGUAUAGGGCUUAAACGUAGUAGGGGGGAAGUGCACCUACAGUAUCUGUGUCUGCAGUAUGGCGCAGUAUGACCACAUGUUGGCUUUGUUACAGUUUAUUAGGGUAGCUUAAUAGGGUUCUUUAGUAGGUCCUCUGAUACUAUUUAAUAAUUGUUCUACCUAGUUGUUAAUGUUAUAGUAGUAAGUUCUCUAGUUCUUGUAGAAGUUCUUUAGCGUGUAGAAUUUGUUAGACGUUUGUUCUAAUCUGUUCUUCGACAGUAUCGCAGCUCUUUUAGCGGAGACGGAAAGAUGAUGGAAAGAGCAAAGACGCUUCCUGGACGAUUGAAGAAGCAAACUGAUGAGCCCAAGAAAGAUGAGCCGGCCACCACUGGGUCCAAACCUCCUUUGGAGAUAAGCUUUGGUAAUGUAGGAGGUCCUGCUCGAGGUGGAGCGGCGAAUAUUCCUUACAUCUUCGAACAGGAAGGAGGAGAAGCUGCAACGUCAAGCUCAAGGCGAGGUGGAGAGACAGGCGAGGUAAAUUAAGGCUUCAUAACUCGACGAAGAAAACGCGGACUUUAAUUAUAACUCGAAAUUUCAAUUCUCCGUGUAUACUAAACAGAAAAAAGUGGAAGCGGAAGGGAUAUAUCUUCAAUAUAAUCAAAACCACUCAACAACCACCCGCCUUAAGAAUCCAUUUCUAAGUCAAAACCGCCUCGCUGGUCGAGGUCGCUGAUUACUUACUCGCACAGGCAGGUGAUGAGGAGACGCUGAAAAACGGCUACAUUCUCAAAAUGAGGCAUAUCGCCCCACUUCAUCUCUCGAUGAUUGGGGGAGCAGGAGCAGCAAGUUCGGCUUCUAGCGCUGAUGCUGCAAAUAAAGGUUUCCAGCCGAUUGAAGUUCCCGGAAUCCAAAAAGGUAGAGGCAGACAGUCUCAGUUCCUUCAAGGAAGCAACCGAGAACUGUUAAGGCUUCCCUUAAUCCAUCCCUGUAGACAUCCCUCAAACAUAUGCGCCCUAAUACAAGGGAGAUACUGACGCAUAUGCUUGAGGGAUUUCCACAGGGAUGAAUAGGGGAGAGCUCUAAAACUGACUUACUUCGAAGACAUUGACAAGAGCCGCAUAACACUGGUUAUUCAAAGGACAGUCACGGGUGAUGCAGCUAGACCGUGUAGUUAAAAAUGCGAGCAACGUAGGAGAAACUUCUGAUUGUCUCACUGAGUUGGUGAUAAUUAAACGUCAUGAAGACUGCCUGUGCCUCAUCCUCAACUUACAUCUUCAUUGAUUUGCUUCUACCCACAUGACUAGAGAUGAGGUAGAAGAAGAAAAGCAAGUAGAGGAGGAUGCUGGAACAAGGUUAAAAACUGAUGCGGAUGCGUGUACUCAGUUGUUAACGCCUAAACUAAAAAGUACUUAUGCUCUAUAUCUAGUCGUGGUCGUGGUAGACUAGAGCUUUGCAGGAGGAGAUAGAAAAAAAAAAAAUAACGGUUCUUGGAAUCAACUGCAUCUAAUAUGAUGAAAAGAAAGAAUAUUUCUCAAUGCCUUCUUCUAACUAGAAGAUUUUGGACCUGCUUGCUUCUUGCUUCUACUACGUUCAAAAACUUUAAACCUGUUGAUCAUACGAUAGGGGACAUUCAACAAAAAAGUUGUACUACUUCUCUACGGAUGACAAAAUAAUUUCUACUACUGUUUUCAACUUCAUCACUGAUAGAUCAAGAUCAUCCACAAGAAUCGCAGAAGUUUGUCGUGCUCCACUCCUUUUCUCCGUCAGCAUUGAGAGGACGAUAUCGAACUGAGCGCAUCCAAAGGUAACAGACGAAGACGAAGUGGACAGAUCCUCCUCCUUGACGUCCACUGAUACCACCCGACAGUCUCCUUCCGCCACAACAUCUAUGCGCCAGGAACAAUACCACCAUAGGCCCCGUUACAAGGUAGCAAGAUGCUAGAAACAUCGCCACCGGAGGUGUUUUGUUGUUUUUGUUGCAGGUCUUCUGCUUUUCGCCUGCUGAUAGCAAAAGGAAGGAGAAAAAGGUGUAACAACAUCUGCACAAGUUCGCUUGUGUCCUGUAGGCACGAGAGCUGAAUUCGAUCGGAUUCGUGCAUAAGACCACCGGUCUUAUUUGGCAUACCGAGAGCUUCUUUAAUCACCAACUACAAACUCCACUCCUGGUUAAACAUGGGAGUUACGUUUUUUGACUUUCUUUAAGCGAAAGGCUGGUAAGUAGUAGUCCACUUGGCAGGUGCUUAAGGCCUCGACCACCAUGCUAACACUUCUUGUCACUUACUCCUGACUUAGAGAACUUUCGUCAACCUACUCAAGUUCUAGCUAGGCAGGGGACCUAGAGUACCUCGACCACCGUAAGUCACCUUCUGUGACUGUUCUUCACUUAGGACUGUUUUCUCGUCGUUGCUUACCUUAGCGUAGUUCUUGGAAAGGUCUUGACUUUAGUGCUUUUCCUUUGGUUACAGCUUGUUGUUAAGGGCAGAAGAAAUUACUUGAGAAAUUUAAACAACUUGAUCGUUUUCAAAGUAGUCAAAUGAGACAUUUACAAAUAUUUAAUUUCGAGACUGUCUAGUCGUGUUAUCCUCCUCUUGCUCUCGUCUUGUGGUCGUGCUUUUCCAAGGUCAUGCUUCUUCUGAUCUUCGUGUAUGGUUUUAAGGACAUCACCGAUAGGCAUGCGCCGUCUUGAUCUUCCUGUUGCUUCCACAGUCAGGAACACACUGGAGGAAACAUGCUGCCGCUUGCUGCUGUCAUUCACGCUGUCGAUGAGUUUGCGUCCCAUAUAACCCAACCGGGAGAAGACCAGAAGUUCGGGGUAAAAGGUAAGACUCGACAUGUUGAGACGAGAAGGACAAAAGAAGAAGAACAUCGAGCAGCAGUCGUUGUCGUUGUUGUUUGAGGUGAUCAGCGCACCUGGUGCGCGUUGUGAGCGACCACGAAGGCCCCUAGUAUCGCAUUGAGGAGUUGCACCUUGACGGUCUGCUGCGGUGCAGCCACCAACACCCGUCGGUUCUGAUGGAUGCGUUGCCAGAUAGUCCGUAGUUGGUCACGGUUGAGCAUCUCCAGCUUCGCCCGAGUGGGGGCGUCGUUUGCUGCAAAUGCCACCUGCUGUCUUUCGGCUGGCUCCAGGAGGUCAUAUAGCUGGUGCUUGUUGUAAGGGGCGUCAUUUGGGUGGACCGCUACUACUAGGCCGCCACCUCCUCCAGCCAAAGGCACUGCCGGCAUUGGAGGUCCACCAAUUCCACCACCACCAGCUGCGUUCGCACCUUGUGGCUGAGGUGCCACUGCCGCAAUUCCGCCAUCUGCUCCUCCCAAUAGGAUCUGCUGUUGCUGUUGUUGCUGCUGGACAACCGGCGCUGGCGGCUGUUGCGCGACAAGUGGUGCCUGCUGUACAGCAGGUUCUUGAGGUUGCUGCACAGCCGGCGCUUGAGGCUGCUGCACCAUAGGUGCCUGAGGCUGCUGGUUCGCCACACCAUUGUUCGCACCAGCUCCAACUGCUCCACCAGCGGCAGCCAUCAUUCCCUGCAUCUGUUGUAGCAUCUGCAAGAUGCGCUCCUGUCCAACCCCAAGCUGCUGCUGCUGCUGCCCAAGUUGCAGCUGUUGCCCUUCAACAGUCUGCAUGCGUUGAUUGACUGUCUGCAUGUUGCCCUCCAACGCAGCAAUUCGCUGCUCGUACACAGCUCCUAGUCCCAUACCACUAUUACCAGCAGCUGUGUGAGGUGCUGCCGGAGCAGGAACCGGCGCUGCUGCUGCCUGUGCAGGGGGCAAUCCACCUGCGCCAACCGUGACGCCACCCUUGAUGCCUUCGGCAAUGCAUGCGGCAAGACGUUCAUGCUUCUCGAGCUCUAGUUUGCGGAUCUUCUCCUCCUUGAUCUGACGUUCUGCUUUCUCCUUGUAUUCCUCGAGCUCACGCACUCGCAAGACCUCUCGGAUCUUCGCCUCCUCCUCAGCGGUAGGCCUCGCUUUGUCUUUAAGGAGGUCCUUGCUGUAGGACGUUUCUUUAUCCUUGUGGUCCGGCAUUGUCGCUGUCUUCACCCGUGUGAGGGCAAGAUACGUGGAGAAAUUGCGAAGCAAGCAACGAGUCGUGUCAAACUUGGUCUUGUAUCCAGAUAGGAUUUGUAGUAGUACUCUUGUCGUGAAACCUUGUCUAUACCACUGUAUUGCUUCUGAUAAAAGGAAGAGAAACCUCUCAGCGCCUGACGUCUUCGCGCCAUGGAUAACGCUGUGAGUCCUACUCCGGAAUACGGUGCGGUAAUACAUUACAUCACCGAUGCCGGAGAAGCGGACUGUGAGCGGCUUUACUAGCAGCUCAGUGCGAAUCGCAAUGCAGCCACCCGCCUUGGCGCAUGCAUGGAGUUCAUAGUUAAGCCACCUCAUCGCUCCUCCCUCAAGAGACCGAUCUCGCUCAACCUCCACUCCGUCGUAAAUGCUACUCACGCGCGCGUCGAGACAAUCAUUGCAGAAAACCCCCGACACGGCACCGCUGUCGUCCACGUAUCUCUCCAGAGCUAUAUCUUCGACCUUCUGGCCGCCUGUAGGUCCAAACGCGCGGUCUUCCUUCACGCCCAUGGUCAAAGAGCACGCGACCUUACUGCAUAUUCCUCCUAUCGGCGUGCCUUUGCUUGGGUCCUGCUUGAGCGUCACUGCCGGCCCGAGAGUGGCUAGGCGCAAUGUCGUCACGUUGAAGAGGAGGAACUCCAAAUCCGCUGUCUCAUCCUCCGUGCAACCCUUGGCGGCUACAUAGUCAGCACUCUCCUGCAUCUGGUCCGUUGGAACCUUCUCGAAGAAGGCUACUGCGUCUACGACGACACCCCCUGGCAGUGCCCGGCUGCCACACCCAGCACACGUCGGCUGGAUUGGUCGUAAACGGCCUACCUUCUCAUAGAAAGAGCCUGCAGCGACAUGAAGACCAUCACCUUCGCACUUCCCUGGCAACACUCUCCGCACUGUGGCCUCCACGCUCCGUGCGCAUCGUCUCUGCGCCCUGCGGUUGGCGCCACGCACACUUGCUACCUGGCUGAUGAUCUUGCGAAAGCGCUUGUGCUUGGGAAUUCCAGGUUUGAAACAGGCCUCCUCCACACCCACCAUGAGGGCCUUCCGCUUCGGGACCACGUAUGCGUACGCCAGUUGGCGCAGUGGCUCGAGUACAUGCCUUGGCCUUCGCCCCGGCUCCUCGUUCCACAUGCGAAUCUCCUCAUUCACAUCAGCAAGGGCAGUCGACUGCGUGGUUGCUGCCAUCUGCUGAAAGCUCUGGUCAGCCUGCAUUGCCUGCACGUUCCAGUUUUGGUAGAGUGCUGCGUCGACUUGCAGCGCAAGUUCCUUGUCCUUAUCGAUGACGACAGUUACACGCCCUGAUCGGUGCGCGGCCUGCAUCUGCUCAUCCUCCCGGAAGAGUGGAUGCCGUCGCCUCUCCAUCUGCAUCUCUGAUUGUCGUGCCCGAAAAGGAACACGCUUGCGCGCCAUCCUCAUCAUCGAUCGUCCCUGCUCUGCUACGUGCCGCAGAGACUCUGGCCCAGGUGGUAGUGGUGCAUUCAUGUAGACCGGCACUACUCGCAUGGAUGUGUCCCGGACUUCCUGCUCCACCAUGCCUGGGGUCCUCCUGGCAGCACGCGGGGCAGUGUCGGUGUGCCUCCGCAUGCGCGGUAGCGGCUGCCGUUGCAGCCGGAUGCUCCGCAUGAGGAAAGGCCGUAGCCGUGCAUGUGAUGCUUUUAUGAUCUCGCCACGCAACCGCAGUAGCUCCCGUCGCUCCCAUGAGUAGCGCCAUCGUACUGUGAUCCUCGAGUUGGAAGGGCAGCCCCUCACGUGGAUGAGGUAGCUCACCUUUCGCUUUGCCCGAUCACGUUCCCUGCCGGCAACGACCGCGCCACGGUCAACGAUGCUCCUUAGGUUGUAUUCCGGAAACUCGUUCCCCCUCCUACAAGCAAGCAUCUGAAGUGGGUCAGCCUUGGUCCUGCGCUGGCCAAGGUAUUUUGCCAACAGAUAGAAGUUCUGGCUCGCGUAGAGGUUGAUGGGGCCCCUAGCUCCUACGCUGCGUUUCUGUUGGGCAUCGCUAUACAUCUCAUCGAGCGUCCGCUUACGCUGGUUCUGCUCCUCAGUGCGCUGCCUGAUCGCAAGAAGGGCCUGCGAUGGCACUCCAAAAACACACGGCACGCGAGCCCAUUGCGGCGGCCUUCGCCUCCUCCUCUUCGGCCCCUUGCCGCUCUUGCUGUUCUCGAGUUCCGCGUGCUCAUGGCUCUCACGGUCCUCCUGCUCGUCAGGUAGUCCUGCUACGUUCAGCUCCGGUCGCAACAUACGGACAAGCGCGGUCUCUAGCCUCCGGCUAUCGUGCACCGUGCUGGCAAGACGGACCACUAGAAACUUUGUUAUUGUCUGCUCAUAUUUCUUUUGCUUGUUGUCGGGUCGUUCCACCUCCCUUACAUGCUGCGCAUACCUCUCGUGUAUGUUGACUGUCGAGCCAACAUAAAGAAGGCCGUCUGCACUCCAGUAGGCGUAGACCAUGCCGGGCCUCGUGUCAGGACCUACAUCGCCACGCUUUCGUCGCCUCCUCGAGUUAGCCUGCGACGCAAGUAGGGCCUCCUGCUGAAGCCGCGGAAGGUCUGCCGCAUCGGCGGGGUCGAUGAGCUUCGUGUACUGCCUCAUCCGACCUGCGUACAAGGCAGCAGCGCGUGGCUGCUCCUUUGCGACCGCGUCACGGUGCUUCUCCACAAGAAGCUGGUAGUGCUCCACGGUGCCCUCUAUAAUCUCCUCUACCUUUGGUCUCAUCGUCUCUACUCUUGAUCUCGUCAUCUACUUCUUGCGUUCUUCUAUCCCGGCCCGCCGUUCAAGCGCCCAGUAACGCUCGCGGAAAAAGACCGGCUAAUACAACUUCUCUACGGAUGACAAAAUAACUUCUACUACUGUUUUCAACUUCAUCACUGAUAGAUCAAGAUCAUCCACAAGAAUCGCAGAAGUUUGUCGUGCUCCACUCCUUUUCUCCGUCAGCAUUGAGAGGACGAUAUCGAACUGAGCGCAUCCAAAGGUAACAGACGAAGACGAAGUGGACAGAUCCUCCUCCUUGACGUCCACUGAUACCACCCGACAGUCUCCUUCCGCCACAACAUCUAUGCGCCAGGAACAAUACCACCAUAGGCCCCGUUACAAGGUAGCAAGAUGCUAGAAACAUCGCCACCGGAGGUGUUUUGUUGUUUUUGUUGCAGGUCUUCUGCUUUUCGCCUGCUGAUAGCAAAAGGAAGGAGAAAAAGGUGUAACAACAUCUGCACAAGUUCGCUUGUGUCCUGUAGGCACGAGAGCUGAAUUCGAUCGGAUUCGUGCAUAAGACCACCGGUCUUAUUUGGCAUACCGAGAGCUUCUUUAAUCACCAACUACAAACUCCACUCCUGGUUAAACAUGGGAGUUACGUUUUUUGACUUUCUUUAAGCGAAAGGCUGGUAAGUAGUAGUCCACUUGGCAGGUGCUUAAGGCCUCGACCACCAUGCUAACACUUCUUGUCACUUACUCCUGACUUAGAGAACUUUCGUCAACCUACUCAAGUUCUAGCUAGGCAGGGGACCUAGAGUACCUCGACCACCGUAAGUCACCUUCUGUGACUGUUCUUCACUUAGGACUGUUUUCUCGUCGUUGCUUACCUUAGCGUAGUUCUUGGAAAGGUCUUGACUUUAGUGCUUUUCCUUUGGUUACAGCUUGUUGUUAAGGGCAGAAGAAAUUACUUGAGAAAUUUAAACAACUUGAUCGUUUUCAAAGUAGUCAAAUGAGACAUUUACAAAUAUUUAAUUUCGAGACUGUCUAGUCGUGUUAUCCUCCUCUUGCUCUCGUCUUGUGGUCGUGCUUUUCCAAGGUCGUGCUUCUUCUGAUCUUCGUGUAUGGUUUUAAGGACAUCACCGAUAGGCAUGCGCCGUCUUGAUCUUCCUGUUGCUUCCACAGUCAGGAACACACUGGAGGAAACAUGCUGCCGCUUGCUGCUGUCAUUCACACUGUCGAUGAGUUGUACUAGAUCUGGCGAGUUUUUCUCUCUUUCUUUCUUUGAAGAACAACACGCGCGUUGUUAAACUUCUACUUGAUGUCGAUGAAGAUUUAUUUUCGAAAGAAUGAAUUCCUAUUGUAGCGCAGGAGGGGUAGCAAAAAUGAAGACAUCCGCAGCAGCCGUCAGGCGCUGCGACAACUUCGACGACCGAUAAUCGAUUGCGUGACUGAAAACGAAAAUUUUUGACUACUUCUUAGUGUCUCUUUUUUCCUGCUGUAGAACGAAGCCAGCUCAACAUAUUCAUAGACAUUAUCGAUAACAUAUCAAAUGUGCUAACUGUCUUCUUCUUCUGCAGAACAAAUAAUUAUUGUUUUCUUCAUCAUAAAAAUGUAGUAAUCGAAGAAGAAUAUGAACAACAACAAGAUGCUAGUAACCAUAACCAACGAUGCUGAGUGUGCUCAGAAACCCAGACGACGAAAAAUCAAUCCGUAACCGUAUCCCUGAGGUGGAUAUAGAAGCAAAAGCAGGCAUUGUUGAUCAUGAUGAGUCUUCUUCUACUUAUUGCAAACUCG